GACAAGGUUCCUGCCGGUGAGGACAAGGUUCCUGGCGGUGAGGACAAGGUUCCUGGCGGUGAGGAAAAGUUACCCGUCGGUGAGCAUAUGGUUUCUGGCGGUGAGGACAAGGUUGUUACCGGUGAGGCCAAGGCUGCUGGCCGUGAGGCCAAGGUUCUUACCGGUGAUGACAAGGUUCCUGGCGUUGACAGCAGGGUUUCUGGCGGUGAGAACAAGGUUCCUGGCAGUGAGGACAAGGUUCCUGGCGGUGAGGAAAAGGUUACUAACAGUGAGGACAAGGUGCUUGGCGUUGAGGCCAAGGUUACUGGUGGUAAGGACAAGGUUCCUGGCGGAGAGGACAAGGUUCCUGGCGGUGAGGACAAGGUUCCUGGCGGUGAGGAAAAGGUUACUAACAGUGAGGACAAGGUGCUUGGCGUUGAGGCCAAGGUUACUGGCGGUAAGGACAAGGUUCCUGGCGGUGAGGACAACGUUCCUGCCGGUGAGCACAAGGUCCAUGGCGGUGAGGACCAGAUUCAUUCCGGUGAGGACAAGGUUCCUGCCGGUGAGACAAGGUUCCUGCCGGUGAGGACAAGGUUCCUGGCGGUGAGGAAAAGGUACCCGUCGGUGAGCAUAUGGUUUCUGGCGGUGAGGACAAGGCUGUUACCGGUGAGGACAAGGCUGCUGGCCGAGAGGCCAAGGUUCUUACCGGUGAUGACAAGGUUCCUGGCGGUCACAGCAGGGUUUCUGGCGGUGAGAACAAGGUUCCUGGCAGUGAGGACAAGGUUCCUGGCGGUGAGAGCAAGGUUACUGCCGAUGAGGACAAGGCUCUUGCCGGUGAGUCCAAGGUUCUUACCGGUGUGGAUAAGGUUCCUGGCGGUGACAGCAGGGUUACUGGCGGUUAGAACAAGGUUCCUGCCGAUAAGGGCAAGGUUCCUCGCAGUGAGAACAAGGUUCCUGGAGGUGGGGACAAGGUUCCUCGUGGUGAGAACAAGGUUCCUGGCGUUGAGAGCAAGGUUACUGGCGGUGAGGACAAGGCUCUUGCUGGUAAGGCCAAGGUUCUUGCCGUUGAGGACCAAGUUCCUGCUGGUGAGGACAAGGUUCCUGGCAGUGAGGCAAAGGUUUCUGGCGGUGAGGUCAAGGUUCCUAGCAGUGAGGACAAGGUUCCUGGCGUUGAGGACAAGGUUACUGGUGGUGAGGACAAGGUUCCUGGCGGUGAGGACAAGGUUAUUUCACGUGACGACAAGGUUCCUGGCGGUGAGAACAAUGUUACUGGUUGUGAGAACAAGGUUCCUCGGGGUGAGAACAAGGUUCCUGGCGGUCAGGACAAAGUUCCUCGCGGUGAGAACAAGGUUCCUGGCGGUCAGGACAAGGUUACUGGCGGUGAGAACCAAGUUCCUGCUGCUGAGGACUAGGUUCCUGUCAGUGAGGCCAAUGUUCCUGGCGGUGAGGAAGGGGUACCUGACGUUGAGGACAAGGUACCUGGCGGAGAGGACAGGGUUUGUGGCGGUAAGGACAAAGUCCUUACCGGUGAGGAAAAGGUUACUGCCGGUGGGGACAAAGUUCCUGGCGGUGAGGACCAGGUUCGUUCCGGUGAGGAAAAGGUCACUGGCGGAGAGAACAAGGUACCUGGGGGUGAGGAAAAGGUUCCUGGCGGUGAGGACAAGGUUCCUAGCAGUGAGGACAAUGUUCGUGGCGUUGAGAACAAGGUUACUGGCGGUGAGGACAAGGUUCCUGGCGGUGAGGACAAGGUUCCUGGAGGUGAGGAAAAGGUACCUGUCGGUGAGGAUCUGGUUUCUGGCGGUGAGGACAAGGUUGUUACCGGUGAGGACAAGGCUGCUGGGGGUGAGGACAAGAUUACUGGCGGUGAGGAGAAGGUUCAUGGCGGUGAGGACCAGGUUCUUUGCGGUGAGGACAAGGUUCCUGCCGGUGAGGAAAAGGUUCCUGGUGGUGAGGACAAGGUCCCUGGCGGUGAGAACCAAGUUCCUGCUGCGGAGGACUAGGUUCUUGUCAGUGAGGCCAAUGUUCCUGGCGGUGAGGACAAGGUUCUUGACGUUGAGGACAAGGUACCUGGCGCAGAGGACAGGGUUUGUGGCGGUAAGGACAAGGUUACUGGCGGUGAGGACAAAGUUCCUCGUGGUGAGGACAAGGUUCCUGGCGGUCAGGACAAGGUUCCUCGUGGUGAGGACAACGUUCCUGGCGGUCAGGACAAGGUUACUGGCGGUGAUGACAAGGUACCUGCCGUUGAGGACAAGGUUACUGGCGGUGAAGACAAGGGUCCUGGCGGUGAGGACAAGGUUCCUGACGUUGAGGACAAGGUACCUGGCGGAGAAGACAGGAUUUGUGGCGGUAAGGACAAGGUCCUUACCGGUGAGGACAAGGUUACUGGCGGUGGCGACAAAGUUCCUGGCGGUGAGGACCAGGUUCGUUCCGGUGAGGACAAGGUUACUGGCGGAGAGAACAAGGUACCUGGGGGUGAGGAAAAGGUUCCUGGCGGUGAGGACAAGGUUCCUAGCAGUGAGAACAAGGUUCCUGGCCUUGAGAACAAGGUUACUGGCGGUGAGAACAAGGUUCCUGGCGGUGAGUACAAGGCUCCUGGCGGUGAGGAAAAGGUACCUGUCGUUGAGGAUCUGGUUUCUGGCGGUGAGGACAAGGUUGUUACAUGUGAGAACAAGGUUGUUACAGGUAAGGACAAGGCUGUUGGCGGUGAGGACAAGGUUCCUGGCGGUGAGAAGGUUCAUGGCGGUGAGGACCAGGUUCUUUCCGGAGAGAACAAGGCUCCUGCCGGUGAGGAAAAGGUUCCUGGUGGUGAGGACAAGGUUCCUGGCGGUGAGAACCAAGUUCCUGCUGCUGAGGACUAGGUUCCUGUCAGUGAGGCCAAUGUUCCUGAAGUUGAGGACAAGGUACCUGGCGGAGAGGACAGGGUUUGUGGCGGUAAGGAGAAGGUCCUUACCGGUGACGACGAGGUUACUGUGGGUGGGAACAAAGUUCCUGGCGGUGAGGAACAGGUUCGUUCCGGUGAGGACAAGGUUACUGGCGGAGAGAACAAGGUACCUGGGGGUGAGGAAAAAGUUCCUGUCGGUGAGGACAAGGUUCCUAGCAGUGAGGACAAGGUUCCUGGCGUUGGGAACAAGGAUAAUGCCGGAGAGGACAAGGUUCCUGGCGGUGAGGACAAGGUUCUUGGCGGUGAGGAGAAUGUUCAUGGCGGUGAGGACCAGGUUCUUUCCGGUGAGGACAAGGUUCCUGCCGGUGAGGAAAAGGUUCCUGGCGGUGAGGACAAGGUUCCUGGCGGUGAGGAAAAGGUACCUGUCGGUGAGGAUCUGGUUUCUGGCGGUGAGGACAAGGUUGUUACCGGUGAGGACAAGGCUGCUGGCGGUGAGGACAAGGUUCUUGGCCGUGAGGAGAAGGUUCAUGGCGGUGAGGACCACGUUCUUUCCGGUGAAGACAAGGUUCCUGCCUGUGAGGAAAAGGUUCCUGGCGGUGAGGACAAGGUUCCUGGCGGUGAGGAAAAGGAACCUGUCCGUGAGGAUCUGCUUUCUGGCGGUGAGGACAAGGUUGUUACCGGUGAGGACAAGGCUGCUGGCGGUGAGGACAAGGUUCCUGGCGGUGAGGACCAGGUUCGGUCCGAUGAAGACAAGUUUCCUCUCGGUGAGGACAAGGGUCCUCGCGGUGAGGACAAGGUUCCUCGCGUUGACAACAAGGUUUCUGCUGUUGAGGACAAGAAUGCCGGUGAGGACAAGGUUUCUGCCGGUGAGGACAAGGUUCUUAUCGGUGAGGACAAGGUUCCUGGCGGUGAGGACAGUGUUACUGGCUAUGAGAACAAGGUCCCUCGCGGUGAGGGCAAGGUUCCUACCGUUGAGAACAAGUUUGCUGGCGGUGACGACAAGGUUUAUGGUGGAGAGGACAAUGUUCCUGCAGGUAAGAACAAGGUUACUAGAGGUGAGGACAUGGUUCCUGGCCGUGAGAACAAGGUUCUUGACGGUGAGGAUCAGGUUCGUUACGGUGAGGACAAGGUUCCUGCCGAUGAAUACAAGGUUCUUGGCGGUGAGGACAGGGUUCCUGGCGCUGAGGACAAGAUACCUGGCGGUGAGGACAGUGUUUCUGGAGGUGAGGACAAGGUUCUUACCGGUGAGGACAAGGUUCCUGGGGGUGAGAACAUGGUUACUGCCGGUGACAACAGGGUUCCUUCCGGAGAGGACAACGUUCAUACCGGUGAGGACAAGGUUCCUGGCGAUACCGUGCUUCAAUUGCAACACAGUCUUUCCCUGCAAACUCACGAAGCAAAUCAGUGUCAUUAUGUAGUUUGGCUGCUUCUUGUAAGGCUCCUGCCGUAA
Messenger RNA from Paramuricea clavata, 4310 nucleotides. The record is from the annotation of a GenBank genome assembly. NCBI's taxonomy places the organism in Eukaryota, Metazoa, Cnidaria, Anthozoa, Malacalcyonacea, Plexauridae.